CGCAAGGUGCUGAGCAGGCGCAAAGCGCUCCAGGAUUUCUACAAGUUGGACGCGGCCCGCCCGACCAGUCCGGCCAACAAUGCGCCUGGCCCUCCAAACCACGCUGACACUGCCGGCGACCAGAGCAUCGGCACGCCGGAACACGGCUCCGGCGCCGAGGACCAGGACGUGGAUCUGCUCUUGCAGACGCUUGGCGACGACAAGGCCAUGGACGAGUUCCUCAAGACGGCCGGCGCCCGGGACGUUCUCCGGGUGCGCAACGCCGCGGCCAACAGGCUCAACGGCCACGAUCUGGAGCGCAAGUCGAUCAUCUACAACAACUACUCGGAGCUCAUCAAGCUCAGCCACAUUCUCAACGAUGUGUUCGACCAGAGCACGCCGGAGUCGGAGUUUUCGCAUGCGCAGGACCAGGGCUCGGUCGGCUCCCAGAACAUCGACGAGUACUUGGCGGGGCUCUCGCUGUUCUUGGCAUCCGAGGCCGCGGUGUUCAACCUGGACUUUCCGUCCGUGGUC
This is a messenger RNA of Metschnikowia bicuspidata var. bicuspidata NRRL YB-4993, 513 nucleotides long. RefSeq names its product Vps51p (gene VPS51). Lineage: Eukaryota; Fungi; Ascomycota; Pichiomycetes; Serinales; Metschnikowiaceae. The annotation marks the transcript as partial. The transcript has a single exon. The record is from RefSeq and is a predicted model, not a curated record.